Molecule: messenger RNA, 504 nt
Organism: Porites evermanni
Lineage: Eukaryota; Metazoa; Cnidaria; Anthozoa; Scleractinia; Poritidae
Source: the annotation of a GenBank genome assembly
AGGUUGAAAGAUGCAGUCUGUUUGAUUGAAUAUAUGAAUCAAAACGAGCGAGUUAUAUUCAGAGGUACAGGAUUCCAUUAUGGUGAUGGAUGGGUCAUGACAGUGGCCCAUAACUUCCAAGAUGACGGCAAAGAUGACAAAACGUCUCACUCUUAUCUUUCUGAGGGGAAGUUCCGUGUUUUGUUUCAUGUCAAGGGGAAGAAAGAAUAUAAGUUUCCUCAACGUAAGCGGAUGGCGUUUGUUCACCAUUUAAACCCUGCAGAGGAUACCGAUUUUAAGAACAAGGAUAUUUGGAUGGUGAAGCUGGGCAUUCAGUAUGGGGAUGGUCGAAAUCAAGAUGACUACAAUGAUUGGGAAAAGAAGGAAAAAGAAAAGCUUGACGAGAUGUUUCCUGGUAAUUUUGGGCUUGCUCAGGUGUCAGCAGACCCUAAAGAAGAAGAUGACGUGUACGUUGCCUAUUAUCGUGAUGAUAAUGAAAGCAAGUGGGUUAAAGAAAUGAAAAUA